Perca flavescens (yellow perch) is the source of this 1380-nucleotide messenger RNA. Its product is annotated as ZP domain-containing protein-like. Bases 1 to 1329 code for a protein of 442 amino acids. The record is from RefSeq and is a predicted model, not a curated record. NCBI's taxonomy places the organism in Eukaryota, Metazoa, Chordata, Actinopteri, Perciformes, Percidae. The transcript has 6 exons.
AUGGAGAGUGCUCCCCUUCGGCACAACCUGCAGUUCCUGCUGUGCCACAUAUGCACUCCAAAAACAUCUUGGACCAGACUCAGCCUGGUGGUGCAGUCAGGUAGUACGUACAUAGACAAAUGCCUGCAGAGUGUAGCUUCCAAAGAGAAUGCCAAAGCCCUGGUGGACCAGCUACAGACACAUUUGGCCAACGGUGGCUUUAGCAGUGGCAGUGGGCAAGUAACUGCCCUGAUACCUGUUGCAACAAUCCUUGCAGGUCACACUUGGAGCCCAGCUGGUGACAGAGAAGAUGCUGAGGACAUUAAAUCCGGUGUGAUCUGCGGUGAGUCCAAAAUGAUAAUAGGGGUUGAGAAGUAUAAGUAUCGUAGAGUCCAUAAGGGGGAUUUCCGGAUCAAUGAUGCCACCAGCGCCGCCUGCCGCCUCAGAUCCAACAGCACUCACUUCUUCGCUGAAGUCCCCCUCAACGGUUGUGGCACUCAGAUCAAGGAAAAUGGUGAAAACCUAAUUUUCACGAAUACAAUCACCUUAGUCGACAACGCAAACGACGUGAUCACCAGGAAAUGUCUGCUGGAGCUGAAGUUCGAAUGCACGUACCCCAAAAGUGUAAAAGUGAAACAGAGCUUCAGUGCACACAGGAAGAAUGUCGUAGAGUCGGAGAAAGGCCUCGGCACGUUCACCUACAAGUUUGAAUUUUAUCCUGAUAAGAAAUUCCAAACACCGCUUACACCAGAUUCAUACCCUCUGGACUGUGAUAGUGAGCAAAAGCUUUUCAUGCAGAUAGAGGUCGCAACCUCAAUUGUAAACACCGAGCUUUUUGUGGAGUCCUGCAGUGCGUCACCAUACGACAUUCCAAACUACGAGACAACCUACUCCAUCAUUGAUAAAGGGUGUAAAGUGGACCCGACUGUUAUAAAUUAUAGCCGCGCCCACGACACAAAAUUCAGGUUCAGCAUGGAUGCCUUCAAGUUUAUCGGCUUGGAUGACCAGGUGUACAUCAGCUGUUCAGUCAUGAUCUGUAGAUUAGGAAGAUCUGACACAAGGUGCUCGCAGGGAUGCAUCAAUUCCAGAAAACGACGAGAUGAUCAGCAACAUCACCUCACAAAGAGAGAGGUUGUCACUCAGAGUUCAAGGCACUUCAUUUCCCAGGGUCCUCUGCGCUUAAGGAGAUCAGCAGAGAGCCCCAGAAGCCCAGUGAUCAACCUAAAUCUGAACCUGUUUUUCAUCGCUGGAUGUCUCCUUGCAGCCGUUGGCAUGAUCAGUGCCGUGGUCAUCUACAAAGCCAAAAUAUCAAGGGUUAAAUACCAACCUUUGCCCGCAUUUGAAAGUUAAGACAGCAGCGUGUGCAGGAUACCAAUCACGUAUUAACUACAUUUGACUACA